AGAGUAUCAGAGUGAGGGAUACAGUGUAACACAGAGAGGGUCCAGUGUAUCAGAGUGAGGGAUACAGUGUAACACAGAGAGGAACCAGUGUAUCAGAGUGAGGGAUACAGUGUAACACAGAGAGGAUCCAGUGUAUCAGAGUGAGGGACCCAGUGUAACCCUGGGUCACUACAGCGCUGCUACAGCCCACAGAGCAGAGCAAUGUCAUUGUUGGCCUCCCCUCUGUUUCAUCAAAAGCAAAAUACUGGAAAUCUGAAAUAACAGAAAAUACUCAGCAGGUCAGACAACGUCUGUGGAGAGAAGAGCCAGAGUUAAUGUUUCAGACUCGCUAUGAACGAGGAGCAGUUUGUUAACAUUGACCUAAAUGAUGACAAUAUCUGCGGCGUCUGUAAGCUUGAGACUGCGAAGGAGAUGCUUUCGUUUUGCCACGUCUGCUUUGAGCUCAGCAUCGAAGGGGUGGCCAGGACCAACCUCCUCCACACGGAAUCCAUGCGCGGCCACAGGGAGUGCUUCGAGAAAUUCCACCUCAUCGCCAACCAGGAGCUCCCGCGGUCCAAAGCCUCCAAGAGCACCUACAGGGACGUGAAGGACAUCCUGAGCAGGAAGAUCAGCCAGAUCGUUCAGUAUGCGCAGAACCAGCCCUCGCACGCUGAUCUCCGGGACUGCAGGCAGGGGCAGGUCAAGGGCCAAGAGCCCGAACCAGGCUUGUUCAGGACGCACCUCCCCCAGCUGAGUAAUUCACAGCUGCCCCGCUACUCCCCACGCUGGCUGGAUGGGAGCUCCCCGGGCUACUCGGAAUGCAGGCAGGGGGUUCUGGAGCAGGACGCAGCAGGGGACUUUCGCCUGGGGAUAUUGGGAGCGGCUGCCAGCAGGUUUCGAGGGGGCGACAUACGCUGGUCGACUGAGGGGCUCGGGCAAGGGACAGAAACCCAGCUGGCAAUGGGGAGCUGUAGCAUGGAGGCCAGGUGUCAUCGGCACUACACCCAGGAGGAGUUGAGUGCCAUGUCAGUGGAUGAUCUGCUGCCUUUGAACGAACAGCUCCUCAAACAAAUUAAAGUGGUCUUCGAAGAUCUCGCGCAAGAACUGGAGAAGAAGGACUCUCUGGCCUCGGAGCUACACGUGCGCUACAUCGCCAUUGAGCAGCUCUUCAAGAACCGUGCCAAACUGCCCUGGCUGCGGCUGGGACGUGGAGGGUUCAAACCCAGCGCUCCCCUCGACAACUGACCCGCUGACUGCUUAAAACCACAGAUCAGAAAUCAGCUUUCCAAAAAAAAAAAGAAAACCACCCAACAGUGUUAUAUUGAACUCAGCUGUGGGGACUAUUUUGUACGUUAUUUUACAUCUAUAUUUACAAAAGAAAAAAAAAUUAACUUAUUUUACAUACUUAUUUAGAUCGAUUUUUGUGUUCUUUUUUUAAAAGACGACUUUUUUUUUUGAAACCCUGUGUGAUUAUCCAAACCUUUUUUUUUAUUGGACUGGUGGAUCCCGGAAUCUCCGAGAGGAUUCACUGUAUUACCAAAUGUAAUUUGAGAAAAUUUUGUAUUCGAGUUAACAAGAGUUUUAUUGGGUUUCUCGCUGGCUAGAUAUACGGCCCAAAUGUAUCGUCCAAGUGGCCAAGGUCUGAAGCUUGGUCCCUGAUUUGUACUCGAGUUGCUGGAGGGGUGGGAGGGGGAGGUGGGGAGGGUGGGGAGCUGAUGAGCAGGCUAAAGUUCCAGGACUGAUUGCCAUCUGGGUGUCCUCCGUCAAUCCUUAGCACCACCACCCCCCACCGCUCCCCCCACCCCCCCUCAUUUGCUGGAAGGUGUGGUGGUGACAAGGUUGGGAAUGGGCUGUGACGCACACUGCAGUUGAAUGGCCUGUUGCCACUCGCUUUCGAGCUUCGUAGGUUGGAGAUCAACGACUUGAGACCACCCCCCACCCCCGGGGGAACCACGGGUUUGGGAAUAUUUAACUAGGCGUUAGUUUUGUUUAUGCUGUUCUUGGUUUGCAAGUCUCCCGAUCAGUGAGACUGAUGCCAGGGUCGAUUAUGUCGGCCUUACUGGUACAAGCUUUGUAUGUGUAUUCAGGAACAAUGCAGUCAGUACUAUUCUGACCCUUCUGUAAAAAGGGGCAGUCACAGAAUGCAGAUGACGCCUGGCGCAUUUAACAUUCCGCUCACGCUCCAAGUUUCGUGUUGGUGUGGAGCUGUGCUCACCAAACUGUGUAAGUGGACAGUGAAGGUGCAAAGGGAAACUCUCUCCAGUUAGCUCUUGGACAUGUCGAUCGCACAGUGUGUGAAGCAGAGGCAGAAUACGCAGGGCUUAAUAACCAGAGCCUGCAGAAUGGAUAGAGAAAGAGUUGGAUUUAGAUUCCGUGAUCUCGUCUCUUUCACGACCUUUGGACAUCCCAAAGCACUUCACAGCCAAUUAAGCACUUUGAACUGUAGCCCUUGUUUUGUUUUUUUGGGUAGGGAAUUUGCGCAGCAAGGGAGCAGGGUGAGUCUGUAUUGGGCACCAGGUCCGUUUCGAAGGGUAUCCCAGUUUUAUUUGGGGAUUUUUAUCAGGUUGCGCUGACUGCUUGGGUGGUUCUGAGGGGUAGUGCAGUGCAGGGAUCAGUGAGUGGGGGUGUCAGGGAGAAUUUUCCUGGCCUUCAUCCCUCUCUCCAUGUUGUGCUGCAGAAACUGCUGUCAGCUUUUGCGGCCAGUCCCCCUCAGUGCAGCGAAAUGUGUUCCACCUCACUGACCAGUCUGCAAACAGUGACUCGGAGGGAGCUAGCGAUCGUGCCGGUGGUCGGAGCGGGUCACCAUGCCGUACCUGGGUUACCUCCAUCGCCUAUUAGCUGUUGGCACACAGAAACGAGGUAGAAGCGUAGAAGUUAGGCCAUUCGGCCCCUUGUGUCUGUGCUGGCCCUCUGAAGGAGCAAUUCGCCUCGAGCUGCUCUCCUGCCUUCUCCCCGUAACCCUGCACGUUUUCCCUUUGCAGGUUAUCACCCAAUUCCCUCUUGAAAGCCUCGAUUGAACCAGCCUCCACCACCAUCUCGGGCAGUGCGUUCCAGACCCCAACCACUCGCUGCCUGAGAGUUUAUCCUCAUGUUGCCGUUGCUUCUUUUUGCCAGUCACCUUAAAUCAGCGCGCUCUGGUUCUCCAUCCUUCCGCCAGUGGGAACGGUUUCUCCCUGCCUGCUCUGUCCAGUCCUACCAUGGGUUCUGAACACCUCUCGACCUGCUCCCAAGGAAACCGGUCCCAUCUCCUCCCAUCUAUCCACGUAACUGAAAAGGUCCAGAUCGGCCGUGAUCUACUGGAUUGGCGGGGGUGGGGGGGAGGCUGGAGGAGCUGAAUGGCUUCCUUCUGUUCCGAGUUGUGGUUGCUAAGUGAUGCCCAACUCGAAAAGAGAGGAGCUCCACAAAGCAGGCACUGGUGGGGGGAGAAUCCAGCCCAAAAAGACAGGCGAGUGAGUGACCUAUUUCUGCCACCUGCUGAGACUCAGCCCUUUUAGAAAACUCUUGCACCAUGUAAGCUUCUGGCCAGCCUGUUAAGUCACUGCAGUACUGAGUUUGGCACUUCAAUGUUCCUUUUAUGUGUGAAAGUAAUGUAGGUAAAUUAUUUGUGUAGCGACUCUGUACAGUGUUAAGUGUGGGUGGGAAGGAUGGUCCGUAGAUAUUCCUGUAGGGAUUUGAUGCAGAGAAUCUCCUGUAUUCCAAAAUGCAGGUGAAAUGCUGCGGAUGCUGGAAACCUGAAAUAAAAACACGAAAAUGCUGGAAACGCUCAGCAGGUGAGGCAGCAUCUGUGGGAGAGAGAAACAGCAUUUAAGCUCUCGGCUUGAUAACCUUUCCUGAAAAAUGUAAACUCGCUGGCGUUCCCUCCCACAGGUGCUGCCUGACCUGCUCAGUACUUGCCAGCACACUUUGGUUUCUCUCUGUAACUUAUUUUCGAGGAUUUUGAUCUGAAUCUAUAAGCAUUGAGGUUUUUUUUUUUAAUCAACGUGUUUUAUAUCGUGACAACCACGAGGGUUGAGUGACUUCAAGAUGCAACGUUUUCCCUAUGCUAGGGCACUCAAAUCCAUUUGCAGUGGAUCUUAGCUCUGCUGAAUUGAAAUCCCUCAUGAGGAUGGGUGGUGAAUGCAGCGACUGUAGUGUGUGUGUCCUUUUGGAUUAGGUUAAUAGUGCAAAUACUUGGAUGCCUUAAUCAGCUCUCAUUGUCCAAGAACCUGACACUAUCAGGGAUUAAUCGAAGCCCAGCCUGUUUGUGUAUCUCUUUUUUUUUAAACAGACUGUCAAAUUAGUGUUCACAUUUCCAGUUAUCCUUCUGGGGAUUGUCCUGUCUCUAUAAUCGUGCGCGAUUUCCUCUGACCUUUUUAUCGGUCUGAAUUAUCACUCGAUUUUUUGCAGUGUUUGUUGCUGUUGCCCUGUGUCAUUUCUAGGUCAGGUUUUGUUUUUUUUUAUUUUGAUACGAUGGUGGAUUUAAGUGGAUAAAUGUGCUGGGGCGGCACUGAGCCCCAGAGUGGUAAUAUCCCAGGCCACAGUGGUUUGGGCAGAGGGGGGUAACGUCUGUCGGCUGGGGAGGGUGGGGGGCCCAGCCUGUGUUUUAAAGGAACUUUACAAAAAAAAAAAUCCCAGCCUUUUUUUGGCACAUUGUCUUUUGGACUGUAUAAAACAACCUCCUUACAUUUCAGUGCAGGGUGAAAUUUUGAAUGCAUCUCAAUAUUCUGAAUCUCCUCCUCCGUUGGAAGCAUUCUGCCAGCAAAGCCUUCUGAAGGAAUAAAGCUGCCUAGGUUUUUCCAGAAGCCCUCCAGAAACUAGCUUUGGAGCGUGCUGUACUCUUCCUGCCAUCUCCUGUUACUUCACUGCUUUUGAAACUACUGCCAUUUCUCCCCAGUUUGUUUGGUCAGGAUAUUGCUGGGGUUUGUUAGGCCUGUGUUGACUAGGUUUUGGUUUAGGUUAAGCCACCUGUGUUGCCUGCUCCACAGGCUUUCUAAGGUUGCUCUCCUGCUGUUGGGGGACGAUGUAAUGACUUGCAUCCCAUCAGCCCCUACAAGUCUUUUUACACCUUGCGUUGUAUAAAACAAAACUAUGCUGGAGAAUAGAUUUUAAAUAAAGAAUAUUUUCUUAGCCU
Messenger RNA from Carcharodon carcharias (great white shark), 5089 nucleotides. It is a transcript of the gene c18h21orf91, whose product is annotated as chromosome 18 C21orf91 homolog. The record is from RefSeq and is a predicted model, not a curated record. The transcript has 6 exons. Bases 331 to 1224 code for a protein of 297 amino acids. Lineage: Eukaryota; Metazoa; Chordata; Chondrichthyes; Lamniformes; Lamnidae.